AGUUAGAACCUGCUUUUAUUUUUUAUUUUUUUUAUUUGGUAUUGGAGCUGCACUCGGCGUCCACGCAUCAACACAGCAUCGGCAACGUUCGUUAACCUAAUCCCGUGUGCUUCCCUCCACAAUGCGCUAAGAAUCUUUGCAUUCUACAGACAAUAUGUCAGCCAAAGGCAAAGAGCCAGCUGCUCAAAAGGAUGCUGCGCCCACGAACCCGAGAGGCAUUCCCUAUGCACCAUUUGUCGAUAAAGUCGAAGACUAUGUCACCACCAGAGACGAUGUGCAAUCAACUCUCCGCAGCUUCCAGGAGAUGAUCUCGAAAUACCAGUUUAUGGAGUUAAAUUUGCAGAGGAGAGUAGCUGGCCUGAAGGAUAAGAUGCCCGAUAUAGAAAAGACUUUGGAAACAGUCCAAUUUUUAAAGACAAGGACGGGAGACUCGGAUCCUAUCGAGACGACGUUCGAACUAAACGAUACCUUGUACGCGAAAGCGUCGAUACCACCUACGGAUGAGGUGUAUUUGUGGCUCGGUGCGAACGUUAUGCUGGCAUAUCCCAUCGACGAAGCCCAGACCCUCCUCACAUCGAAGUUAUCUGCUGCAAAGCAAAGCUACUCUAAUUGCGAGGAAGAUUUGGAUUUUCUCAGAGAACAAAUUACGACUAUGGAGGUUGCAAUAGCACGAGUAUACAACUGGGAUGUGGUUCAGAAACGUAAAGAAAAGGCAGACGAAGAAGGGAAAGGGAAAGGGACCGAAGACGUCGACCAGCCAAACGGAUAAAGUGAUAUAUCUCUUGGUGAUCGGCUCGAAUAGGAUUCAUCUUCCAUAACCCAAACGACUGCUGCUAAACCGCCGUAUCGGAGUUAAUAAAUUGGUCCAUGUGUCCUGACUUACCGAUAUACCAAUACAACCACCGGACGUCUAAAUCUUACACAGUGCAUGUGAUGACGCAAUAUUGAACCUUUCUACUAAAAUAUUAGUAUCCCUAAGUCCAAAUGUUACGUAGGUGCAUUGAGGGAAUGAUAGUUUUGGAAUUCAUUACUCGCAUCUUUUCUCCUAAAC
This is a messenger RNA of Annulohypoxylon maeteangense, 1051 nucleotides long. Its product is annotated as Prefoldin, subunit 3. Bases 155 to 769 code for a protein of 204 amino acids. The record is from RefSeq and is a predicted model, not a curated record. The transcript is spliced from 6 exons. Gene Ontology annotation, cellular component: cytoplasm; prefoldin complex. Gene Ontology annotation, molecular function: tubulin binding. Gene Ontology annotation, biological process: tubulin complex assembly; protein folding; microtubule-based process. Lineage: Eukaryota; Fungi; Ascomycota; Sordariomycetes; Xylariales; Hypoxylaceae.